AUGGACUUGCAUGUAAUGCUUCUGAGGCUUGCGGUGAGAGGGGUGAUACUAGCAGCGAUAAUAGCUAGAGUUGCUACCGCUCAAGGCAUGCCUGGCUGCAAAGAUAGAUGUGGGAAUCUUAAAAUUCCAUAUCCGUUUGGGAUGAGCCAAGGCUGCUACCUAAACGACUCAUUUCUCAUCACAUGUACGUACUCCAAAACGUAUCUGAACGGUAAUUUAUCUGUCCUGAACAUAGCACUCGAGGGUCAACUGCGAAUUUUGUCCCCGAUUGCCACUGUUUGCGGCAGCUCGCAGGGUAAUACCACCAAGUAUCAACCGCUUUCAACUAGUUUCCCCAUCUCCACUACAAGAAACAAGUUCAUUGCCGUAGGCUGUAAUACUACAGGAGCCAUCCGUGUCUUUCUGGGGAAAACUUACACAGCCACGAGUUGCAAGUCUUUUUAUAACACGACGAAUAAAUUAAUCAAUGGAUCGUGCUCAGGCACGGGCUGUUGCCAGACCUUCAUUCCCAAAGGAUUACGGGACUUCAAGAUAGUGGUAGAGAACUAUUUUGGCAAUGUGUAUCUACGGAACCCCAGCUUCUGCAGCCAUGCCUUUGUGGUCGAACAAGGGUAUUAUGACUUCUCGUCGCUAGAUCUUUAUAGCGACUCACCCAACCUCAAUCCAUUCCCUGUGGUGCUAGAUUGGGCAGUCGGUGAGACAAAAUGUGAACAAGCUAAAAAGAACAAGACAGGUUAUCUAUGUCAGGAGAAUAGCGAGUGCUAUGACUGGGAUGGUGGGGCAGGAUAUCACUGCAGAUGCUCUAAGGGUUACCAGGGGAACCCAUACCUCCCAAACGGUUGCAAAGAUGUCAAUGAGUGUGACGACGAUCAAGGCCACAAUGAUUGCACACACAUCUGUAGGAACACUGCUGGGAGAUAUGUUUGUCUUUGUCCUAAGGGUUACCAUGGAGAUGGCAGAAAGGGUGGACAAGGUUGCUUGCAAACUAAGGCCACUGUGGGUAUGAGCAUGAGCCUCGUGUUUAUGUUUGUCAUCGUCUCUGUCUUAUAUUGGGGAGUCCGCAAAAAGAAGAUCAUGAAGCGCAGAGAAACCUUUUUUAAGCAGAACGGUGGUAUAAUGUUACAACAACUGCUUUCCAACUGCAAAAGGAAAGGUUCUGCUCAAGGAGCCAAGAUUUUUACGGAAGAUGAGCUCAAGAGAGCAACAAACAACUUCGGUGAUGGCAAUGUUAUUGGCCAAGGAGGUUAUGGCACAGUUUAUGCAGGAACUCUAAAAGAUGAUAUGAUCGUCGCCAUCAAAAAGUCCAAGGUGGUAGACCGAGGCCAAAUUGAGCAAUUCAUUAAUGAGGUAGUUAUUCUCUCCCAAAUCAAGCAUCCAAAUGUGGUGAACCUCUUGGGUUGUUGUCUAGAAACACCAGUUCCCCUACUAGUAUAUGAAUUUAUCACCAACAAUACCCUCUUCCACCACAUACAUGAUGAAGGUCGUGUAUCCUCAAUGCCAUGGGAACUGCGUUUGAGAAUAGCAGUAGAAACUGCUGGAGCACUUGCACAUAUGCAUUCUUUUCCAAUAAAUAUAAUUCAUAGAGAUGUCAAGUCUGCCAACAUUCUAUUGGAUGAUCAAUACACUGCAAAAGUAUCCGACUUUGGAGUUUCAAGAUUGGUUCCUUUAGAUCAAACUCAACUACCCACAUUGGUGCAAGGGACAUUUGGUUACUUAGAUCCCGAGUACUUCUAUUCAGGCUUAUUAACCAAGAAAAGCGACGUCUAUAGCUUUGGAGUUGUCCUUGUGGAGCUACUAACUGGGAAGAAUGUUUUCUCUCUGGAUAGACCUGAAGAGGACAGGGGUCUAGCAAUGUAUUUCAUUUCUUCGCUCAAAGAAGGUCACUUGCUUCAAAUCCUGGAGGAUCGAGUGAAGAAAGAGGGACAUGCUGAGCAGCUAAAAGGAGUAACUGAGGUAGCAAAAAAAUGCUUACGAUUGAAGGGACGCAAAAGGCCUACCAUGAAAGAGGUAAAAGAGGAGCUUGAGGCAUUGAGAAACUCCAAACUCAACCAUGGAUCAGAAUUAGACCAUACAUAUAAGAAAUGA
This is a messenger RNA of Cornus florida, 2085 nucleotides long. RefSeq names its product wall-associated receptor kinase 2-like. The transcript is spliced from 3 exons. Lineage: Eukaryota; Viridiplantae; Streptophyta; Magnoliopsida; Cornales; Cornaceae. Gene Ontology annotation, cellular component: plasma membrane. The coding region runs from base 1 to 2085 and encodes 694 amino acids. Gene Ontology annotation, biological process: cell surface receptor signaling pathway; protein phosphorylation. Gene Ontology annotation, molecular function: ATP binding; protein serine/threonine kinase activity; calcium ion binding. The record is from RefSeq and is a predicted model, not a curated record.